AUGGUGCUGCUCGACACUAGUGAGCCGUUCCCCAAGUUGGAAGACCAGAAGGCGUGCAUCGACCGAACCAGUCCUGAACCGUCCGGAGAAUUCUGCAAUGCUAAUACAGGCGUCUUUUGGGAUGUCCGGGAUUAUCGAAUCCCGGAUCUAUUCAAUCCUGAUCUUGUUAAAYAGAAAAUCACAAAAGCUGUUCUUGAUGCUGGUUAUACUGGGGAUGUGUCAAUCCUUCUUUGGAUUSCUAAGAAUAAAGACUCGGACCAUCUGCUCCAACUUUAUUCAGCAGCCAAAAGCCCAAUCACUUUUCUACCAAAAGAUGAUGAACUUGAGAUGAUUCAYAAUAUUGUGGUGGGCAUUCUUCUGUGGUCAUUGGAUAAUCCUGGACCAGCAAAUGUUUUGGUAGUCUCAAAACACAUCAGCUGCUACAUGCUAUUUAGCCUUGAAUGUUUGCGUAUUAAGAAUUACAGGAUUCUCCUCUCAAAUCCUCCAGAAGAAUCGGAUAGRGAUAUUUUUCCUCGUGGAAGUUUGGAUUGGCUUCUCAAAAGCCUAUCACCACUUAAUAAUAAGAAGCGGCCCAUAGCAGAUAUUUCUGAUUCUAAGGAUUCUGACAACAAUGUCAAUCCCAGCCCGAUGACUUCUGAAAUCAUGUGGAGUGACUUCCCCCCUGCACCCGCAGGAUGUGGUGGUAAGAUCUAUCUCUUGGUCGAUCCUGAGGCCACUGCUGACAAAAUCAGAACAGCUCUUCUAGAUAWAGGUUAUUAUGGGGAUGACUCAAUAUGGGCUUUCAUUGAUUUCGAUUCGGUUGACGAUCAUCUGGAAGAUMAAUUUGCCURCUCGGGAAUAUUUUUCCRACUAGURGGGCCAGCUWUCAGAUCUACUGUCAUGGCGUAUACCACUCUCUUGCCGACAAUAAGCGCUCACGCUCGUACUAAUCCAUCAUGUGUGCUAGUACUCUCAGAAGACGAGGGCUUCCAAACUGUUGUUGAUGCUCUGAAAAGGCACCGCUUCCAAGCCGGCUUUUUUAAGCCUAAUGUUUUCCUAUGCUUCAAACCAGAAGAGCAAAAGAGUGGCGAGGAGAUCCUACUCUCUUCUCUCUGUUUUGCAGACCAAGAUUAG
This is a messenger RNA of Arabis nemorensis, 1113 nucleotides long. The record is from the annotation of a GenBank genome assembly. NCBI's taxonomy places the organism in Eukaryota, Viridiplantae, Streptophyta, Magnoliopsida, Brassicales, Brassicaceae.